AUGUGUUCCUUUGACAAAUCAUCUUCAGGCUAUUACCAAUGGGUGUCUUUGAUGCUUGCGGUUCAGGCGAUUCUCUGCUACUUACCUCGCCUCGUCUGGGAGAUGAUCACAUUCAAUCGGGUCGGCACAAAUCUCACCUUUCUGCUGGAAUCCGCCAAGAGCGCCUCCCGCGAGACUGGCAAGGAGAGGUCGCAACGCGUACAGUUCGUUGCCAACGCUCUGGAUACCCUGUUAUUCGCGCGUCGUAAAAUGCACCACCGAGAGGACACUCGACACCCAGUAGUGCAAUUCCUCCACUCGGCAACAGACAUGCUUCCACGCAAGCGAAUAGGCUCUGCUCUCGUCUUUUAUUACAUGCAUGCAAAGCUGUUGUACCUAGGAAAUGCUGUUGCACAAAUCCUCUUAAUGGAACGCUUCCUUGGGCUUGGAAGCAAUUAUCGGUUUUUCGGUGUCUCCAUCCUCCAGGAUCUGCUCUCGGGCCGAAAUUGGAAUGAGACUUUGGUAUUUCCACGCGUUGGAUUCUGUCGAAUUCCGGUCAAAAUCGUCAACUCUCCGAUCGCCCCCAUCACGGCACAGUGCACUCUACCUGUCAACAUGCUGAACGAAAAGAUAUACAUCUUCCUUUGGUUCUGGUAA
Molecule: messenger RNA, 636 nt
Organism: Protopolystoma xenopodis
Lineage: Eukaryota; Metazoa; Platyhelminthes; Monogenea; Polystomatidea; Polystomatidae
Source: the annotation of a GenBank genome assembly